Molecule: messenger RNA, 1746 nt
Organism: Lottia gigantea (owl limpet)
Lineage: Eukaryota; Metazoa; Mollusca; Gastropoda; Lottiidae
Exons: 4
Coding region: 1-1746 (581 amino acids)
Molecular function (GO): calcium ion binding
Source: RefSeq, a predicted model, not a curated record
AUGUAUAACCAACUUUUAGGCAUGUCGAGGGAAAGGGACCUGUCGUUAAAGAUUUAUGUAGUAGGUGGGGUCUGUAAGGUUUUACUGAUUGAUACUGGCGGGGGUGGUUUAGAUAAAGACCAUUGGGGUACCAAUUUUGUGCUAACCUUUCCGAAAUUAACAGAUUAUAAGAAUAAAAACAUGGUUGUUAUAACAGCACGUGAGGUAACAGAAGUCAGGGUGACGUCACAUCAAACAGGCGAAGUUUCGGCCUUUUCUUUAAGCGAGGGCGAGGCAGGAAGGGUGAUUUAUGGUAAUGAGGUUGAAACGGCUUCUUAUGGAGUAAAACUUGAGGAUUUGGCGAUAUCUGUUGUAGCCUCAAAUAAAAUAUCUGUAUAUGCCUACGGUUACUCGGCUCAUUCAACAGAAGGAAUGUUAAUACUGCCAGUUCCCUCGCUCGGAAUUGACUAUUUGGUAGCCAAUUUUUAUAAUCAAACUUCAUCGACACAGACUAUAAUUAUAGCAGCCGACAAUAAUACUGAGGUCAACAUUCAGUUUAAGUUGGAAGCAAAUACACAUUGUGAUGUUGGUUUUAACGGGUUUUACGACGGUGACAAUUUUGAUUUCAUUUUGAAUGAUCACGACGUUCUUAAUAUUAACUGUGAAUGUGAUAAUACCGGAAGUCGCAUUACGUCGAAUAAACCAAUAGGUGUCAUAACCGGAAAUAGAAACGUGAAAUUACCAAUGACAUCCAGAAUUGACCCAAUUAUGGAAAUGCUGCCACCAGUUACUGAAUUAGGAACCCAAUUUUCUUUAAUAGCUCCUACAGGUCACACAAGUCAAAAAUCAAUGCUGCGAGUAGUGUCUCUUAACUCGGGAACAUCAUUUGAAAUAAAAGGAGAACUGUAUACUCCAUUGAAAGGAGAAGCAGUAGAUAUUAAAUAUUUAAGCCAGUCCGAGAAAAUCUGUUUCAAUGCCACUGACAAGGUUAUAGUUGUUAUAUUUAUGUUAGGAGAUCCCGUAUCAUGGUAUUACGACGGAGAUGCCUAUAUGUCAGUCGUACCGCCCAUUGAUAGAGCAACAAAUGAUUACAUGGUUUUUAACAAUGCCUUAAAGUCUUUGGAUGAUUAUUAUAAAGGUGGAGUUAAUAUCGUUGCUCGAAAUUCCGUUACAGACGCAAUAAUUCCGUCUUUAAACUAUGACCAAUUAUGUACUGGCUAUAAUGUCCACAGUGAGAUAAUAGGAGAUAGUCAAGUUAAACAUUAUCAUGCCCCCUCACCAUUUUUAUUACUCAUUUAUGGAUAUUCAAUAAGAGAAGCGUUUGGUUUCCCUGCUGGUAUGAAAUUAUCUGUUUUUAGCGGUACUGAUGAAUGUGCCAGUUUUCCUUGUCAGAAUGGAGGUUGGUGUAUAGACACGACUACUUCGUUUAGAUGUCAUUGUGAAGAUUCGAGAUAUACUGGUACACAUUGUGAAAUAGGUAAAGCAAACAUUCCUAUUCUCCCCUUCACCGUCAUUAUCCAAAACAUACCAUGUUUAAAUAUUAUCAUCAUCAUCAGCAGCACCACCAAGAUAAUCAUCGUCAUUGUCGUUGUAGUUAGAAGUAAGAAAUUAUCCCGCUCAUCCCUCUUCAACAACAAGCAGGCAAUACAUCAUCAUCAUCAGCAUUAUCAUCAUCAUCAUCAUCAUCAUCACCAUCAUCAUCAUCCUCACCAUAACCAUCAUCAUCAUCAUAAUCUAGAUAAUCAUCGUGAUUCUCGUUCCGGUUAG